Pongo pygmaeus (Bornean orangutan) is the source of this 3027-nucleotide messenger RNA. RefSeq names its product F-box protein 5 (gene FBXO5). The coding region runs from base 1051 to 2394 and encodes 447 amino acids. The transcript is spliced from 5 exons. The record is from RefSeq and is a predicted model, not a curated record. Lineage: Eukaryota; Metazoa; Chordata; Mammalia; Primates; Hominidae. Gene Ontology annotation, biological process: regulation of mitotic nuclear division; negative regulation of meiotic nuclear division. Gene Ontology annotation, cellular component: nucleus. Gene Ontology annotation, molecular function: protein binding.
CAGGACUACUGUCUCCUACGCCUGGCCCUUGAAGGAAAGGAACAAAAACCCAGGAGAGCGUAGCUGCACACUCAGUAAACUUAACGUUCCUGUAAACUUAACGUUCCUAUAAACCAGUAGCAUCUGAAGUGUGGUUGAAAAUACAAAUAAACGCGCUUGCAAGGAAGAAGUGCCUCGGUACUAUCCUCGGCCCCGCCGGAAGGCCCUGGGAGAUGCAGCCACAGGUCUCCUGCUACAGCCGCUGUCAGCCCCGCGCAGGGAGGGCCGCACAGCCCCCUCGCCCAGCCCCGAGGAAAAAAAAAAAUCGCGGGGGAUUCCAGUGCGCAGGCGCCGACCCGCCAACUCCGCAGCCCCCCAGCUCGCCAAGGCGCCUGCGCAGAGGCGUGGGUCAAGGGGAGGGUCGAGUUAGGAGGGAGAGCGGAGCGCGCGCGUAAAUCCUAGAGAGGCGGGCUAAGCUGGACUGGGGGGAGGGUCCGUCUUCCGGAAAGUCUGGAUUCCCGGACGAGCCGAGUUGCCGCUCACCGAACUCCCGUUCGAGAGAUGAUCGAAGAAAGUCGGCUACCAUUUGUACCCAUCGAAGAGCUCCAGAUGGAAGCCGGCGCUGAAUUUGGGCUGAGAUUAGGACUUGCAGAAGGCCGGUCCGGAAGACUGCGGAGGGAAUCUUGGCGGGCGCACGCAUGCGUGGUAGAUCUUCCACACGUGUGGCCGGGCCGCGGCCUCCCCGUGCUCGGAGGUCCCGCCCCCGGCCGUAGCAUCUUUCCGGACGUGGGGAGCCGGUAAGCUGGAAGGGGGCUGGGCUUCGCGGCUCGGCCCCGCCUCGGCAGCCUCCAAUUGGGCGCGGACGAGGGCGCCCCCACCCACCGCCCUCCUAUUGGUUCGCGCAUGCAAGCGACGCGUCUCAUUGGACCGCGCGGAUUUAGGCACCAAAUUCAAAGAUUUUAAAAGUACCAGCUGGCGCCUUUUAAGAGAUACAGGUCUGUGAAGCAGGCAGGUUGCUCAGCUGCCCCCGGAGCGGUUCCUCCACCUGAGGCGGACUCCACGUAGUCUGGCAUGAGCCGGCGCCCCUGCAGCUGCGCCCUACGGCCACCCCGCUGCUCCUGCAGCGCCAGCCCCAGCGCCGUGACAGCCGCCGAGCGCCCUCGACCGUCGGAUAGUUGUAAAGAAGAAAGUUCUACCCUUUCUGUCAAAAUGAAGUGUGAUUUUAAUUGUAACAAUGUUCAUUCCGGACUUAAACUGGUAAAACCUGAUGACAUUGGAAGACUAGUUUCCUACACCCCUGCAUAUUUGGAAGGUUCCUGUAAAGACUGCAUUAAAGACUAUGAAAGGCUGUCAUGUAUUGGGUCACCGAUUGUGAGCCCUAGGACUGUAGAACUUGAAACUGAAAGCAAGCCCUUGCAUAACAAGGAAAAUCAACAUGUGCAACAGACACUUAAUAGUACAAAUGAAAUAGAAGCACUAGAGACCAGUAGACUUUAUGAAGACAGUGGCUAUUCCUCAUUUUCUCAACAAAGUGGCCUCAGUGAACAUGAAGAAGGUAGCCUCCUGGAGGAGAAUUUCAGUGACGGUCUACAAUCCUGCCUGCUACAAAUACAAAGCCCAGACCAAUAUCCCAACAAAAACUUGCUGCCAGUUCUUCAUUUUGAAAAAGUGGUCUGUUCAACAUUAAAAAAGAAUGCAAAACGAAAUCCUAAAGUAGAUCGGGAGAUGCUGAAGGAAAUUAUAGCCAGAGGAAAUUUUAGACUGCAGAAUAUAAUUGGCAGAAAAAUGGGCCUAGAAUGUGUAGAUAUUCUCGGCGAACUCUUUCGAAGGGGACUCAGACAUCUCUUAGCAACUAUUUUAGCACAACUCAGUGACAUGGACUUAAUCAAUGUGUCUAAAGUGAGCACAACUUGGAAGAAGAUCCUAGAAGAUGAUAAGGGGGCAUUCCAGUUGUACAGUAAAGCAAUACAAAGAGUUACCGAAAACAACAAUAAGUUUUCACCUCAUGCUUCAACCAGAGAAUAUGUUAUGUUCAGAACCCCACUGGCUUCUGUUCAGAAAUCAGCAGCCCAGACUUCUCUCAAAAAAGAUGCUCAAACCAAGUUAUCCAGUCAAGGUGAUCAGAAAGGUUCUACUUAUAGUCGACACAAUGAAUUCUCUGAGGUUGCCAAGACAUUGAAAAAGAACGAAAGCCUCAAAGCCUGUAUUCGCUGUAAUUCACCUGCAAAAUAUGAUUGCUAUUUACAACGGGCAACCUGCAAACGAGAAGGCUGUGGAUUUGAUUAUUGUACGAAGUGUCUCUGUAAUUACCAUACUACUAAAGACUGUUCAGAUGGCAAGCUCCUCAAAGCCAGUUGUAAAAUAGGUCCCCUGCCUGGUACGAAGAAAAGCAAAAAGAAUUUACGAAGAUUAUGAUCUCUUAUUAAUCAAUUGUUACUGAUCAUGAAUGUUAGUUAGAAAAUGUUAGGUUUUAACUUAAAAAAAAUUGUAUUGUGAUUUUCAAUUUUAUGUUGAAAUCAGUGUAGUAUCCUGAGGUUUUUUUCUCCCCAGCAGAUAAAGAGGAUAGACAACCUCUUAAAAUAUUUUUACAAUUUAAUGAGAAAAAGUUUAAAAUUCUCAAUACAAAUCAAACAAUUUAAAUAUUUUAAGAAAAAAGGAAAAGUAGAUAGUGAUACUGAGGGUAAAAAAAAAAUUGAUUCAAUUUUAUGGUAAAGGAAACCCAUGCAAUUUUUACCUAGACAGUCUUAAAUAUAAGUCUGGUUUUCCACCUGUUAGCAUUUCAGACAUUUUAUAUUCCUCUUAAUUGAUACCAACAGAAAUAUCAACUUCUGGAGUCUAUUAAAUGUUUUGUCACCUUUCUAAAGCUUUUUUUCAUUGUGUAUAUUUCCCAAGAAAGUAUCCUUUGUAAAAACUUGGCUUGUUUUCCUUAUUUCUGAAAUCUGUUUUAAUAUUUUUGUAUACAUGUAAAUAUUUCUGUAUUUUUUAUAUGUCAAAGAAUAUGUCUCUUUUGUAUGUACAUAUAAAAAUAAAUUUUGCUCAAUUAAAUUG